AUGACAGCGAGCCAGAUUAAGUCCGCUGUUGUGGAUUAUACCAAAGCUGCCCAGAACACUAUCUGUGCAGGCUUUGACGGCGUCGAGAUCUACGGCGCCAACGGGUAUCUCUUGGACCAAUUCCUCCAAGACACAUGCAACUGCAGAAACAACGAAUAUGGUAGGAGCGCCGAAAACGGUGCACGGUUUGCUAUCAAGCUGUCAGUUCAAUUUCAAACGCCAUCGGACCGGAGAAACUUGGUUAUCAUAUCAGUCCCUGGAGCAGCUUCCAGGCCCCGGGAUCUGAAGCUGGGGUAUCUCCAUGUGAUCGAGUCGCGAGUUACGAAAAACGUGGACAUUGAGAAGAUAGAGGGGAUCGAAUUCGCCUGGGAUAUCUGGGGGAAGUGUUCUCCGGCCCUGGUUGCUGGUGGAUAUACUCCGGAGAAUGCCAAGCACGCUAUUGAUAAGGACUAUGCGAAUAAUUUAAGUCGCGGUCGUGUUUGGCAGACACUUCCUGGCGAAUCCUAA
Messenger RNA from Aspergillus chevalieri, 507 nucleotides. RefSeq lists its product as uncharacterized. The record is from RefSeq and is a predicted model, not a curated record. NCBI's taxonomy places the organism in Eukaryota, Fungi, Ascomycota, Eurotiomycetes, Eurotiales, Aspergillaceae. The transcript has 2 exons. Gene Ontology annotation, molecular function: NADPH dehydrogenase activity; FMN binding. Bases 1 to 507 code for a protein of 168 amino acids.